GACUUGCCACCUUGCCAGCAUGCGACGGUUCUUCAACACGCGACGCUUCAUUCUAAGCGGCAAGAAUAAAAUUAGCAUUUUGAAUCCAUGCAGCAGCUGCUCCCCUCGCAUCUGCUCCACGCUUUACAAGCUGCUCUUUCUGGGCAUGCUCUGCAUGUUGGUCAUGCUGCUCUCGGAACGCGAUGCAAGUAUCAACAAUGUUGCAACUCCCCCGGCAUCCUCGUCACCGCGCAUCUUUUGCAUCAUCUCCACGUAUGGCUAUCGACAAUCCACCACCGCCAUUCACAUCAAACGCACCUGGGCCAACCACUGUGAUCGAUUCCUCUUUGUCAGCGACGAUUCCCACGAGGAGAUCGAACCAGCCGUAUUUCUCAAAGUGCCGGACAAGUGGCAUCAAUACCGUGCCCACUUGGAGUAUGUCCACAGAUAUCAUUUCGAUGAAGCCGAUUGGUUUCUCUACGCCAAUGACGAUAACUUUGUGGUUGUGGAGAAUCUUCGGCAUAUGCUGCAGUCCAAGAACCCAGAUGAGCUUAUCUACUUUGGCUGUAAGCUGAAAUCUCACUCGAAUCAGGUCUAUAUGUACGAUCGCGCUGCCAUUAUCUUUAGUAGCGCCACUCUUCAACGGUUUGUCCUUCAAGCACUGCCCGAUGAGUCGAUUUGCGGAUCAGGGGAAAUGGGAGGCGCUGCAACUGAAGAAUUGAGUCGUUGCUUGAGCAAUAUUAAAGUUCAGGCUGGCGAUAGUCGAGAUCACUUGGGCCAUCAUCGAAUACUUCCAUUACAGCUCAAGGAACAUCUAAAUAUACCACUAAAUGCUUCGCUGGAGCUGCACAAAAACUUUCUAGAUCGCUCUUACUAUCAAGUUGAGAAUAACCAGAUACCAGUUUCAGUGCGGUUUAUCAGCUCACAUAUCGAAUAUAUGCCAGAUGCAUAUAAUCUCUAUUAUAUGAUCUACCAAGUGAAACAGUUUGGAUUGCCCCCUGCAAACAAUUGGCAGGAAGCAGACGAAGAACAGUUCAAUUUAGAUGGAAAUGUGUACGAUUAA
Molecule: messenger RNA, 1042 nt
Organism: Drosophila nasuta
Lineage: Eukaryota; Metazoa; Arthropoda; Insecta; Diptera; Drosophilidae
Product: glycoprotein-N-acetylgalactosamine 3-beta-galactosyltransferase 1
Exons: 5
Coding region: 20-1042 (340 amino acids)
Cellular component (GO): membrane
Molecular function (GO): N-acetylgalactosaminide beta-1,3-galactosyltransferase activity
Source: RefSeq, a predicted model, not a curated record